UUUAAAUCUGAUGCUCCUACUUUUUACUUCCUCAAAGUCCAGCAAAUAAAAACUCUCACAGUGACCUACUUUGUCAACAGAAGACAGCAGAGUCGCAGCCAGAGAACUUCUCCAACUCUUUGACUUUUGGACUUCAGGAUGUUGCAUUGCGUGUGCCUGUUGCUGCUGGUAGCCUCGGCUCUGAGCCACCUGGAUGAAGUCACUCUGGACGCCCAGUGGGAACAGUGGAAGACCACACACUCCAAAGAGUACAACGCACUGGAUGAAGAGGGGAUUCGGAGGGCCAUCUGGGAGAAGAACAUGUGGAUGAUUGAAGCCCACAACCGGGAGGCAGCGCUGGGUAUGCACAGCUACGAGAUGGGGAUGAACCACCUUGGCGACAUGACGUCAGAGGAGGUAGCUGAGAAGAUGACCGGCCUGCUGGUUCCUGAUUACAGAGAUCCGAGCUUCACAGUGGAUCUGGAAGACGGAAAGGUGAACAAGCUGCCCAAAUCUCUGGACUACCGCAAGAAGGGGAUGGUGACCGCUGUGAAGAACCAGGGCUCCUGUGGCUCCUGUUGGGCCUUCAGCUCUGCCGGGGCCCUCGAGGGCCAGCUGGCCAAGAAGACGGGUCAGCUGAUCGACCUGAGCCCUCAGAACCUGGUGGACUGUGUGAAAGAGAACGACGGCUGUGGAGGAGGAUACAUGACCAACGCCUUCAAGUACGUGCAGGAAAACGGAGGCAUCGACUCAGAGGAGGUUUACCCGUACGUCGGAGAGGACCAGUCGUGCCGUUAUAACUCCACAGGCAUGGCCGCCCAGUGCAAAGGUUACAAGGAGAUCCAGCAGGGCGACGAGCACGCGCUGGCUGUGGCUCUGUUCAAAGCUGGCCCCGUGUCUGUGGGCAUCGACGCCACGCUGAGCAGCUUCCAGUUCUACCAGAAAGGUGUUUACUACGACCGCAACUGUAACAAAGACGACAUCAAUCACGCCGUCCUGGCAGUGGGCUUCGGAGUGACCCCCAAGGGCAAGAAAUACUGGAUCGUCAAGAACAGCUGGGGCGAGAGCUGGGGAAAGAGCGGAUACAUCCUGAUGGCACGUAAUCGUGGAAACCUCUGCGGCAUCGCUAACCUGGCUAGCUACCCCAUCAUGUGAAGACAAAACACGGGGAAACGUAGGGUGGACGAUGGGGGAACAAAGACUACUGCAUACUAAAGAACACCUGGACAUAUACUUAAAGCUCACUUCAACCACUAAGAAACACAACACAUGAUUUCAGUUUGUUUACAGACUUUUGAUUUCCUGAUACGAUAGAAAAGAUCCAGACUGGAGCUGUCUGAAGCACUUUGAGCUCUGGUGUAAGUUCUCUGUUUAACCUAAGGGAACUGAUUGUUUUAGUGCCAAAAGUGCCAAGUUUAAUCCUUAAAUCAACAACACACAGCCAAAAUUUAACACUUUUUUACCUUCGGUGGGUGCCAGCUUUAGUCUCUUGUUUUAAUGACAGUUCAUGUAAAGAUUAACAGUUUCAUUGCUGGGCAAUGACGCUCCUUUUAGUCGAUGCAGUCCAUCCCUUAAAUUCGUCUCCAGUUUCUUUCCUGAUCGUGUCGACUUUCGUUGUUUUUGUUGUUCUGAUAAAGCACUUUCCUGAUGAUCAAAGACUAUAAAGUGAUGUUUUCUAUGAAGUUAAAUAAAAAUUUCCUUUUGAA
Molecule: messenger RNA, 1685 nt
Organism: Cheilinus undulatus (humphead wrasse)
Lineage: Eukaryota; Metazoa; Chordata; Actinopteri; Labriformes; Labridae
Gene: ctsk
Product: cathepsin K
Exons: 8
Coding region: 139-1134 (331 amino acids)
Biological process (GO): immune response
Cellular component (GO): lysosome
Molecular function (GO): cysteine-type endopeptidase activity
Source: RefSeq, a predicted model, not a curated record